AUGGCCAUCAUCGCACAAGGCUCAACCGUCAAUGGGGAUGAACUCAUGCCUGCUUUCAGCGCAAAGAUGAAUGGUGACCUGGGUAGCCAUCCGUCUAACACAAAUGACGACCAAAAUCUCACAAAUGGGGAUUCCAGUGUUCCCGUUACAAAAGAGCAGAGUCUCUACCAGACUGAGGUGGGAAUCCCUAAGCCCAUCGAGGCGACUGCCUCAUAUGAAGCUAUUAAUCCUAUUGCCUACGAGCUUUCAAAGAAACCAUUUGGCACCCCUCGUCGAUUGAAGAUCGUUGUGGUAGGGGCAGGUAUUAGCGCACUUUCCUUGGCCCACGAAGUGGCUAUUGGACGAUUAAAGAAUGUCGAGUUGAAGAUUCUCGAGAAGAAUGCUGGUCUUGGAGGCACAUGGUGGGAAAAUCGGUACCCAGGAUGUGCUUGUGACAUUCCUAGCCACAAUUAUUUGUUCACCUGGGCUCCAAACCCGGAAUGGUCAUCGUACUAUGUCAGUGCGCCAGAGAUCCUCAAAUACAUGGAACGCACGGCAGAGAAGUUUGGUUUAAACAAAUACAUUACCCUAUCACGUAAAGUGACUGGGGCUCGAUGGUCAGCAGAGAAACAAAAAUGGGAGAUCACGAGUCGCCAGACUGAUGGACGCCGGAGUGUUAUAUCUUCAUUUGGAAUUAAUGAAGGAGAGGUUGGUGAAGACAUCGUCGACGAGUGCGAUGUUUUCGUCAAUGCCAGCGGAUUCUUCAACCACUGGCGAUGGCCAGCCGUUCCAGGUCGCGAGACGUAUCAAGGUGUUAUGGCUCACAGCGCCCAUUAUGACCCUGAAAUUGACCUGGCAGGGAAGAGGGUCGCGGUCAUCGGCAACGGUAGUAGCGGCAUCCAAGUGACCACGGCAGUGCAAAAAGUAGCUUCACACGUCUCGGUCUUUGUGCGGAAUCCGACAUAUAUCACUGCAUCAAUGGGGUCCAAGUAUAUUCCAGAAAAUGGCCAGUCACUUCUGUUCAGCGAAGAGCAGAAAGAGUCGUGGAGGAGGGAUCCGGAAGAAUACCUGCGGUUUCGCAAGGCCGUCGAAGGAGAGCUGAAUGUCCGUUUCCAGACGUUCAUUCGUGAAUCGGACCAGCAAAAGCUGGCUAUGAAAACAACCCUUGCUAGCAUGCAGGCUGCUCUCGCUACGAAACCGGAGUUGAUUGAUCUUCUCAUUCCAACAUUUGCGGUUGGAUGUCGACGUCCUACGCCUGGAAUCGGGUAUCUUGAAGCGCUGACAGCACCAAACUGUGAAGUUGUCUGGGGCGAGCUUGAAAGCUUCAAGCCCAAGGGCAUUCGAUCAGCAGACGGGACUGAAAGAGAAUUCGAUGUCAUCAUCGCAGCAACCGGGUUCGACCUGUCUUUUGUACCCAGGUGGCCCGUCGUGGGUCAAAACGGUAUUGAUCUUCGAGACUCGUGGGCUGAGAAUCCUGCGUGCUACAUGUCGUGUAUUGCAGCAAACUCACCCAAUUAUUUCACCUACCUUGGGCCAGGUAGUCCUGUCGGACAUGGCAGUCUGAUCACAGCGAUCGAGAGAGUGACCCUCUAUCUCUGCGACAUGGUCCAAAAGCUGCAGACGGAGAACUACAGCUCUUUCGUGCUCAAGAAUGGCGUUGCCGAAGCAUACCAAUCACAAAUGUUUGCUUGGUUGGAAAAGACCGUGUGGGGUGACGAUUGUCAGAGCUCUUUCAAGAACGGAACCAAGACUGGUGCUCUCCAUGCUUUUCACCCAGGUUCUAGGCUGCAGUAUUUUGAGCUUCUCCGGACUCGACGAUAUGAAGAUUUUGAGUGGACUAGUCUCUGUCCAGAACCAGAGUUGGCAUUUGCAUGGUUCAACAACGGAUUUCUCCCGGGAGAAUUGGAAGGAAAAGCAGAUUCGACAUGGUAUUUGGACCCUGAUUCCUGA
Messenger RNA from Exophiala mesophila, 1929 nucleotides. RefSeq lists its product as uncharacterized. The transcript has 3 exons. The record is from RefSeq and is a predicted model, not a curated record. Bases 1 to 1929 code for a protein of 642 amino acids. Gene Ontology annotation, molecular function: N,N-dimethylaniline monooxygenase activity; flavin adenine dinucleotide binding; NADP binding. NCBI's taxonomy places the organism in Eukaryota, Fungi, Ascomycota, Eurotiomycetes, Chaetothyriales, Herpotrichiellaceae.